CCUCCCCGCCUCCCGCUGGUACCAGCCACCUUCCCUCUUCUUUUGCCAUUGGUGGGGCGGGUUGGGUCUCUCUUCUCCCGCCGAUAGGAGCCCUCCCCUUCGCGUCGCGCCCGCCCGUUCCAAAAGGUGGACGGGCGCACUGCUAUGCCUGGCGGCGGCGGCGAACACCUGGGAAGAAGGGCAGAGGCGCUUGAAGGGGCGGGCUAUUUUGACAGUGAUUGGCAUCCGAGCUCCCGCCAAUCGUUGCGGAGCUAGCGCUUUUGGCAAGGCAGGCGGGCGGCGCGAGAGGAAAGCUUAGGCAGGCGAGGAUAGGGUGCGCCUUGGACUGAGCGGCGCUCUAGUGGCUGGGGUUGCGUGAGUGAAAGGAGAGACCCUGCGAAAGGGGUGGCGGCAGCGAAAGAGGGAGACGACGCCGAAGAGGAGGAGGAGGAGGCGGCGGCGGCAGAGGAGGGCAGGGCGCAGCCCGAAGCUUGUACAGUGGCGGCAGCGGCAGCUCGUCUCCUAUGCUGUUGUGGACUGAUGCGUUUUUUUCCCCCCCGUUCUUGCAGCCUGCUUAACCUUCCGAUCUUCGCUCUGCCAGCUCUCGCCUUUCCUUGAUUGCAAUUAACUCUCACCGGCCCACAUUUCUAAUAAGAGAGAGAGAGAGAGAGAGAGAGAAAGAGGCGUGAUUGACACAUCGAGGGGGCAAGGGGGAAAAAAAAUCCGGAGGAGGAGCGGCGGCGGCAGCAGCAGCAGCAGCAAAAGCAGGAAAGCCAAGCCAAGGAAGAAGGCAAGAUUGGACGCGGUAGAGCAGCGGCGGCAAGGCGUGAAGUUAAACCGGUCCUGAAGUCAGGGCGAGACGCCGAUCGCUUGGCCGUUUUUGCCGCUGCAGCCGCCGCCGCCUUCAAGCUUUGUGUCUGGUGAGGGAGAAGCGAGCGAGCCUCCGCCACCUUUCUCUUCUCCUCUCUCAGGUUGCUGGAAAUGUCUGAACACAAGGCGCUAGAUCCGAAGUUAUCCACGACGGAGCGGGUGGUGAAAGCUGUCCCAUUUCCUCCAAGCCAUCGGCUCACAGCGAAGGAAGUGUUUGACAAUGAUGGAAAACCCCGAGUGGAUAUCCUAAAGGCACACCUUAUGAAGGAAGGAAGGCUGGAAGAAAGUGUUGCUUUGAGAAUAAUAACAGAGGGUGCUUCGAUUCUGCGCCAGGAAAAAAAUUUGCUGGAUAUAGAUGCCCCAGUUACUGGUGAGUACAAAUAAACACUGAAGCGGUAA
Messenger RNA from Crotalus tigris (Tiger rattlesnake), 1248 nucleotides. Its product is annotated as serine/threonine-protein phosphatase 2B catalytic subunit alpha isoform-like. Lineage: Eukaryota; Metazoa; Chordata; Lepidosauria; Squamata; Viperidae. The record is from RefSeq and is a predicted model, not a curated record. Gene Ontology annotation, biological process: calcineurin-NFAT signaling cascade. The coding region runs from base 961 to 1233 and encodes 90 amino acids. Gene Ontology annotation, cellular component: cytoplasm; cytosol; calcineurin complex. The transcript is spliced from 2 exons. Gene Ontology annotation, molecular function: calmodulin binding; calmodulin-dependent protein phosphatase activity.